AUGGCAAACACACGAGUGAUUGUUGUUGGCUCUGGUCUUGCUGGCCUAUCAGCGGCCUCCAUGCUCGUGGCACACCACGUCCCGGUCCUUCUGCUUGAGCGCUCUGCUAAACCAGGAGGGAAUUCCAUCAAAGCCUCCUCCGGCAUUUCGGGAGCGCCAACACGAUUUCAGGGCGAAGUCAAGGACAGCGUCGAGUUAUUCACAGCCGACACCAUCCGAUCCGUAGGUUCGAUAAUUAAUCACAACAAAAGUGAAAGGGAGCAUCUGGUGAGAGAACUGACCGGAAAGUCUUCUGGGGCGAUCGAAUGGCUGUCUACCGAGAUGGGAGUAGAUUUGACUCACAUCACCCAGUUGGGUGGACAUUCACGGGCGAGGACUCACCGAGGGAGUGGGAAAACGCCUCCUGGUUUUGCUAUUAUCAAUGCCUUGCUAAAGAAUCUGCAACAACAUUCAAUUUUUGAGUUGCGUGGCGAAAGUGAGGUCUCAGGACUGGUGCAUGACCAUGACGGACUAGUUACAGGCGUAAGAUACCAGCGUGCUGGCGCGACCGAGGAACUGGAAAAAGGUCCAGUUAUUUUCACCACAGGAGGCUUCGCAGGAGAUAUCAAGGGCUUAUUACGUGAAUACCGACCUGACUUGGGUAAUAUUCCUUCGACCAACGAGUCACGGCCGGGCAUGCAUAAGCUUCUGACAGAGAUUGGAGCCAACCUUGUCGACAUGGAACUCGUUCAGAUUCACCCCACAGGCUUCAUUGACCCAUCGGAUAAAAACAAUACGCACAAGUUCCUCGCGGCUGAACUGUUACGUGGCGAGGGUGGGAUUUUAGUUGAUAGGCAAGGAAAACGCUUCAUCAACGAGCUAGCUACAAGGCGCGAGAUAACAGAUGUCAUCAUGCGCACUGACAGUUUCUGUGAAGACCCAAGACAAUGGGAUGUGCAGAUUGUGCUUGAUGAAAAUACAUAUCAGGCCGCAAAGAGCCAUGUUGAUUUUUAUAUGUCCAAGGGCCUUAUGCGCAGAAUUAAGGCAGCCGAUAUGGAACCAUCCGUUAGGGCUGAGAUACGUUCCUACGGGGAAAUCGUACUUGGAGCAUCCACGGACCCAUUUGGACGCACUGCGUUCGGAAAUUGGUCUGGAAAGAGCGGCAGUGGUGAUGAGGAAUGUUUCUAUAUUGGAAACGUCACACCCGUGGUACACUUCACAAUGGGAGGUGUCAGCAUAAAUACUGACGCAGAGGUCCUGAAAAAGGACGGCACGCCAAUCAGAGGACUAUGGGCAGCCGGAGAGAUUACGGGCGGGAUUCACGGACAAAACAGACUUGGUGGAAACUCGUUGCUAGAAUGUGUUGUUUUCGGGCGAAAAGCGGGAGAAAAUGCCGCGAAGUGGCUGUCAUCAAGAAAUCAGUAA
Messenger RNA from Verruconis gallopava, 1404 nucleotides. RefSeq lists its product as uncharacterized. The record is from RefSeq and is a predicted model, not a curated record. The transcript has a single exon. Gene Ontology annotation, molecular function: FMN binding; oxidoreductase activity. The coding region runs from base 1 to 1404 and encodes 467 amino acids. Lineage: Eukaryota; Fungi; Ascomycota; Dothideomycetes; Venturiales; Sympoventuriaceae.